Oxyura jamaicensis (ruddy duck) is the source of this 4926-nucleotide messenger RNA. Its product is annotated as E3 ubiquitin-protein ligase HECTD3-like. NCBI's taxonomy places the organism in Eukaryota, Metazoa, Chordata, Aves, Anseriformes, Anatidae. The record is from RefSeq and is a predicted model, not a curated record. Bases 37 to 2583 code for a protein of 848 amino acids. The transcript is spliced from 21 exons. Gene Ontology annotation, molecular function: ubiquitin-protein transferase activity.
CCCCGCCCUCCUCCCGGUACCGGUGCCCGGGGCGCGAUGCGUGCGGGCGGGGAGGCUCCGCACCAGGUGCUGGGCCGGCUGCGGUUCCUGCUGCAGUGCAGCGAGUGCUUCCGCCGCGCCCGGGCGCUGCCCGCCGCGCUGUGCUACGUGCCCCGGGAGGUGCAGUACAAGAUCUGCAAGGACCCCUCCGCCGCCGCCGCCGCCGCCGCCGCCCGCAGCCUGCUCAGCGUCUGGGACAGCCCGGGGCCGGCGCGGGGCGGCAAGCGGGCGGCGCGGGCCACCAUCGAGGUGCGGAAGGGCGGCUGCCUCCGCGCCACCGGCGAGGAGUACUGCAACGGCGCCGGGCUCUGGGUGAAGCUCAGCAAGGAGCAGCUGGAAGAGUACAAGAGUGGCUGUGACCUGGAGGAAGGCUGGGUCCUGGUGUGCAAGCAUGCAGAAGGAGGGGACAGGCUGGUCCCGGUCGAGUCCACAGAGAGGAUCCAGAGGCAGCAGCAGCUGUUCGGGGUUGAUUACAAACCUGUGAUCAGAUGGGAGCAAGUGGUGGAUCUGACAUACUCCCUGCGCCUGGGAGCGAAACCCAAGCCCAUGGAGCAGGAUGAGGCCGCAGUAGAGAGGCUUCGGUUUGUGCCUCCAACAUGGACUUACGAAUGCGAUGAAGACCUGGUGCAUUUCUUGUAUGAUCAUAUUGGGAAAGAGGACGAGAACUUGGGCAGCGUUAAGCAGUAUGUGGACAGCAUCGAUGUCUCAUCCUACACGGAAGACUUCAAUGUGUCGUGUUUGACCGACAGCCACGCGGACACGUACUGGGAGAGUGACGGGUCCCAGGGCCAGCACUGGGUGCGGCUCAACAUGAAGAAAGGCACCAUCGUCAAGAAGCUCCUGCUGACAGUUGACACCACAGAUGAGAACUUCAUGCCCAAGCGGGUCGCUGUGUACGGGGGCGAGGGGGACAAUCUGAAGAAACUGAAUGAUGUCGGCAUUGAUGAGAGUUACAUUGGGGACGUGUGCGUCCUUGAGGACAUGACAACACACCUGCCUGUCAUCGAGAUCCGGAUUGUGGAGUGCAGAGAUGAUGGGAUUGACGUUCGCCUCCGGGGCAUCAAAAUCAAAUCCUCCCGACAGAGGGACUUGGGGCUCAGUGCCGACAUGUUCCAGCUGGCCAACUUAGUACGCUACCCGCGCCUGGAGGGGACGGACCCUGACCUGCUGUACCGGAGGGCUGUGCUCAUUCAGAGGUUCAUCAAGCUUCUGGAUAGUGUCCUGCAUCACUUGGUGCCAGCCUGGGAUCACACUAUUGGCACGUUCAGCAAACUCAAGCAUAUCAAGCAGUUCCUGUUGCUGUCCAAGAGGCGCACAGCUCUCAUUACCCAGUGUCUGAAGGAUUCAGAGACGAGCAAACCCAACUUCAUGCCACGCCUCUAUAUUAACCGACGCCUGGCUAUGGAGCACCGAGACAACCCUGCCCUGGACCCCAGCUGCAAGAACGCUGUCUUCACCCAGGUAUAUGAAGGCCUGAAGCCCUCUGACAAGUUUGAAAAGCCUCUAGAUUAUAGGUGGCCGCUGCGUUACGACCAGUGGUGGGAGUGCAAAUUCAUCGCAGAGGGCAUCAUUGACCAAGGUGGCGGUUUUCGGGACAGCUUGGCGGACAUGUCAGAGGAGCUGUGCCCCAGCUCAGCAGACACUCCUGUGCCCCUGCCCUUCUUUGUGCGCACGUCCAACCAGGGCAACAGCACCGGAGAAGCUAGGGACAUGUAUGUCCCCAACCCCUCCUGUAGAGACUUCCCAAAGUACGAGUGGAUUGGGCAGAUCAUGGGAGCAGCUCUGAGGGGCAAGGAGUUUCUGGUCCUGGCUCUUCCUGGCUUUGUAUGGAAACAAUUAACAGGGGAGGAGGUCAGCUGGAGCAAAGACUUCCCUGCUGUGGACUCUGUGCUGGUGAAGCUCCUGGAGGUGAUGGAAGUGAUGGACAAAGACACCUUUGAGUUCAAAUUUGGGAAUGAGCUGACCUACACGACAGUGCUGAGUGACCAGCGCAUGGUGGAGCUGAUUCCCAACGGCAGCAACACCGUGGUAUGCUACGAGGACCGCAAGGAGUUCAUCCGCCUCGUGCAGAAGGCUCGACUGGAGGAGAGCAAGGAGCAGAUCAUGGCUAUGCAGGCUGGGCUGCUGAAGGUGGUGCCCCAAGCUGUUCUUGACCUCCUCACCUGGCAGGAGCUGGAAAAGAAAGUCUGUGGAGACCCUGAAGUCACAGUUGAUGCCCUGAAGAAGCUCACCCGGUUUGAGGACUUUGAGCCACUGGACACCCGCGUUCAGUACUUCUGGGAAGCACUCAACAACUUCACCAAUGAGGAUCGUAGCCGUUUCCUCAGAUUUGUCACUGGCAGAAGCCGCCUUCCAGCACGGAUCUACAUCUAUCCAGACAAACUGGGCUCUGAAACGACAGAUGCAUUGCCAGAGUCGUCCACCUGCUCCAGUACCCUCUUCUUGCCCAACUAUGCCACAGCCAAGGUAUGUGAAGAGAAGUUGCGCUACGCGGCCUAUAACUGCGUGGCCAUUGACACGGAUAUGAGUCCGUGGGAAGAGUGAUGUUGCAACUUGACCAAGAAGCACGGACAAUCACUUGACAAAACCAUGCAGUGGGAAGAGCUCCCUUGUCCCCGCAGGAUAUGUAUAUAUAAUAAACAUGUAGGUGUGAAGCCUGGCUCCCUGCAGUGGUAACCAGCACCGCUUUGGACACAGAGGUUUGGAACUUGAGCAGAGUGGGAGCUAGUUUGGAGUGUAAACGGGACUGUAGUCAUGAAACCUUGUUCCCAGCCCUCAUACAUCAAAAAGGUCUGGUAGACUUCUGCAAUGAGUUUCUUCUCCAAGCAUCCCCAUUGCAGCCUCAUAACUUGCUCUUUCCAGCUGUGCUCUGCUCCAAAGAGAAGUGGGUAGGGCCACGAAGCUGCACAGCAGCUUACAGCACAGGACAAAACUGGGAGCUGCUGCUGAGACCACGGGGGUGCUCAGAGAAGCUCGCUGCCCUAGUCUGAGCGUCCUGACCACAUUCCUUUGCCUUGUUCCUGCUGUAUGUGAGGUCAUGGAAAUGUGAUGAUUCAUCUAAGUAUAAGAAGAAAUGGAGCAGGCUGGUGACAGGUGCUGCAGGGGUGCCUCUGACCACCAGGUGUCACGACAGACCUUCACAGCACGACUGUGGGUGCUGUCGGGAAAGGACUCCCAUGCUGUUACAUCCCACAGAAUCCCUUUUCCUGUGACCACCCAGUGGUUCCUUGCACAGCAGCAGCUGCUGGGGAAGCUGCUCCCCUUCAGGAGGUGGGAACUAUCUACUCCCUCCUGCUCUGUAACCUGGUUCUGCAUUCUGCCCAAGGCAUGCCGGUAGCCUAGCAGCUGUUCUCCCGGGCUCUUUGAGCUGUGGUUUUCUCCUAAAAGCUUCCGUUACAAUUAAUCUGUUACGGUUCUCAUGGAGAUGUGCAGGCAGGGCCAAGCUCUUCUCCCAGACAGCAGGGGUAGGAGCAGUAGCAGGCAUGGCAGCGCUGGGCUCCCCUCUGCUGUGGGGAGGGAGGUGGAGGUGGGCAGGGAAAGCCCACCCCAGAGGAGUGGAGAGGCUGUGGGUAUCAGAGGUUGGAGCUCCUUGAGCAGGUGACGUGCUAGCAGGUCCGUGUGUGACUGGGGAGUGGGCAAUGAAAGCCUUACAGCUUCAAGACCAUUGGAAAUGUUUCUGGAUCUUUCCAGCCCUGAGCAGGGUUAGUCAUUGCCUAGCACCGUGAGCUCCCAAUGUCAGUCUGCUUUUAAACCCCAGCUGCACCUCCAGUCCACGUGGUCUGUCGGACUGUCACUAGUAACAGCCACUGCGUCGCUCUCUCUGGCUUCGCUGGAGUGGGGCUAACUAAUGCUAUGAAUUAAGGUUUAUCUUGUUUUAACACUUCCUGCCUUUCUCCGCUCUCUUGAAGGAGUCUGUCAUCCAGAAAUUGCUUCCAGCUGUAAAUGAAGUCCUUCCCUUUACCACUUUCCUUGGAAACUGCCGUAUUCCCAGACCUGUUGAGGGGAAUUACCGAAAGGAGCGUAGGAUCAGCAGAGGGCAUAGGCUGAGGUCUCCUGCUCUGCAGUAAGUGGAAGGAGUGGGAAGUGGAGCAGGCAGGGAGGUUGUUUUUGGCAGCCAUUUCCUGCAGCAGAGCCUUCCAUAUGACAUGGUGGGUGUUAAGCCUGGUCCGCUGGAGCAGGUUUUCUGUAAAUUACUGGUUAUCUCAGAAUUGAGCUCAUGACUUUGCAGCUGAUUUCAACAAGCAGUGUGUACAGGAGCAGGGCCUGUGUGUGAGACCUUUCCGCUCUUGUGGCUGUCGUAUCCUAGGGUGUUUUGUUUUAAAGGGUCAGGAGUGAGCUGGUGAAAGGGCUUUGACUUGCUGGCUUGGCCUUGGGUCAGGAGUGCCACUGAAGGAUCUUCAGCAUCAAGCUGGGGAGCCCAGAAAGCAGCAGAGUAAGAUGGGAUUUGAAACGGGCAUCCUUUCUGGCCACCGACAGGUUGGAAUUGAUCCUGCUGUCUCUGGCUUUGCUCACUUGACUCUAAGGGAGAUGAGCAGAAGGUCAGGUCACUUACCGAGCAGAAUUACAGAAGUAGGAGGAAAAAUGGGCUCCUCUCUGGUGCUUUACUGCAGGGCAGGGGACAGACAGGUGGUUGAUGGGCAGCGCGGAGAUGGAUGGGUAAAAUAGCUCUGGUCACCUCCUCCAAAGGCAGAGGGUGAGCUGACAUCAGCUGUGAGGACAGACAGGCUGUGUGUUAUGGCAACGUGCUGGGGAAUGACAACAGCAGUUGUUGCCAUGUUUUUAUGCUGUGCUGUAGAGACCCGUGAAAGCCCUUCCACUUGUAGGAAGAGCCGAUCGCUGCAGUGAGGUCAGAGGACAAACGUGGCUCCUGAGUAAGGAUCAAAAAAA